GGUCGGUUGAAAAUGUCUUGACAUGUAUGACACCAUCUCACAAAACACCAUUAAGUACUUUCUUCCGCUUGUCUGAUUUCAUAGAUUUGGGGUCACUUACGAUGCAGUGUCUCUGAGUGUGUGUGUGUGAGUGUGUUUGUGUAGUUGUGUAUGGUUCUGUGUGAGAGGGUGGCUUGGAGGCUCAUGUCCUCAAUACCCAGUGUAAAUUUAGGAUACUAUUUAUAGCUUUGUGACACACACAGCUUGCAGCUGUUAGGAAAUCACCCUGUCGGUGUGGAUUGGUCAUACUUCAACAGAAAAUCAGAGGACGCUAGUGAACGCUGUACUGAGGAAAGAGUGUCUGUUUGUGUCACUUUGCAAUGGGGGACUUCCAGCAGUAUGAUCAGGACUUUUAUCAGACAGGCUAUUACAUAGACGACCAAGGUCAGGUGGGCUACAGCUAUGACCCAAACUACGCUCUGAGUCCAGAGUACCAGGAGGGUGAGGGUGUGUAUGACCCCUCAAUGGACUCAGCCUACCCUGGGCAGGUCUUUCAACCUCCGGUGCCUCCUGGGACAACAGAGUACACGGGAGAUGGCUAUGAGGAAGAGCCCCCCCUGCUGGAGGAGCUGGGCAUUAACUUUGACCACAUCUGGCAGAAGACCCUAACUGUGCUGAACCCCCUGAUGCCAGUUGAUGGCAGCAUCAUGAAUGAGACAGACCUGACUGGACCCAUGCUGUUCUGUGUCGCCCUGGGAGCCACCCUGCUGAUGGCUGGGAAGUCUCACUUUGGUUAUGUGUAUGGCUUCAGUGCUGUAGGAUGCGUGGGGAUGCACUUGCUGUUAAAUGUCAUGAGUGAGUUUUCAGUGUCGUGUGGGUGUGUGGCCAGUGUGCUGGGCUACUGCCUCCUCCCCAUGGUGGCGCUGUCUGCAUUUGCUGUCUUAUGCUCUCUACAAGGGCUGCUGGGUAUGAUCCUCGCCUCGCUUGUGAUUGGCUGGUGCAGUCACUCUGCCUCGAAGAUCUUCAGCACCACUCUGGGAUUGACGGGACAGAGGCUGCUGGUAGCCUAUCCCUGUGGUCUGCUCUACGGGGUAUUUGCCCUACUCUCAGUCUUCUGACCAAUCACACGGCUCAUUGGCUCAUUGUCUGUAUUACAUCAGAGACCGACUGCCCACCAACUGACCCUCCGGUGACCUAUCAAAGGACAACAGACUGUUCACCCUCUUUGUUGUAAAUAUAGCCCUGUUUUGAUACAAAAUAUGAUGAAAUGAUGAAUAAAACAUGAUAACUAACAA
Molecule: messenger RNA, 1274 nt
Organism: Clupea harengus (Atlantic herring)
Lineage: Eukaryota; Metazoa; Chordata; Actinopteri; Clupeiformes; Clupeidae
Product: Protein YIPF5-like
Biological process (GO): vesicle fusion with Golgi apparatus; endoplasmic reticulum to Golgi vesicle-mediated transport
Cellular component (GO): trans-Golgi network
Source: RefSeq, a predicted model, not a curated record